GCGGUCGUCGUGCGACAUCGCCGACGACAUCAGCGACAUCUCUGCACCCCGUACGUUUCCUGGGGGUUGACGAGCAGCUCUCCACCAGGCCGCCACGGCCGCCCUCGGGACCGACCCCUGCCCUGUGCGCCCUGCUACCUGCCUGUUCGCCCCGUGGACGACGCGGCGAUGGCCGACAGCGAGUUCGAGGAGUUCCGCCACUACUUCGAGCGGCUGCCCCAGCACCUGAAGGCGCCGCUCUCCAACUACACGCUCGUACACGAUGUGAUGAUCGAUGAUUCGCCAACAUCCUCGCAAGGAAGCGACGGGGAUGUCGGCAGAUCCUGCGACGGCGUGACCGGCGACUCCGAGGAUGAGGAAGUGGUCGUCAUCCAUCGACACGACAAUCAAAGUGGUCAUACCACUCCUGAUGAUAGCGAGGAGUUGGAUCAUCAUUGUUCGAUUAUUGCUGACAGCGACUUUAGGUUGGUAACAUCCUUGUUCGGUGGACUGAGCAGCAGGGGUCGAUCGGUUGGCGGCGGCGGACCAGGACCGGGCGGGGGUGGCAUUACCGGGUCAGGUAACGGCGGCCGAGACAGCGUCGUCAGCGACGUCGGCGACUCGUGUUCCAGUUUGAGCUCCUGGCCUACGCCGGAGCACGUACCCACGAAUCGACCCGGAAGCGGCACCGAGCGUCGGCGUCGAAGAUUACCGGAAAUUCCUAAAAAUAAAAAGUCUUUGCCCAUGUGCCAGACGUCCAUGCAGACGUCGUCCUCGUUGGCAGAUGAGUUGAGUGCCGCCACCGGCUCGUCUUCGACCCGGCCUCACCUUGUUCUGAGGAAGUGUCAUCCCAGACUUCGCCAUGAGGACAGUUCGCCCGACAGCGAGAGAAUGGCCACUGAUAGUGGUCAUUCCACUGCUCACUCCCCUGAGAACGGCCCCAAGAGUGUGUCGCCCAUACCUUGCAAUACCCUGCAGAACACGGAUUCGGCAUCGCCCAGCAGCACCCCAGGAAGCGGAGGCGUGCCGUUUACCCAACUGGAACUGCUUGAGGCGACGCAUCGAGGCUUGCACAAGUUCAUACCGCGGCACCAUGACGAAAUUGAUCUUGAAAUUGGAGACCCCAUAUACGUGCAGAAAGAGGCCGACGACCUGUGGUGCGAAGGUGUCAAUCUGAGGACAGGCCGACAGGGCAUCUUUCCGUCUGCGUACGCGGUCGAUAUGGACUACAGUGACUUUGAUCCUACCGCGCCUAAGGUGAAGAGAGAGAGAUACCUUCUGGGUUACUUGGGCUCGGUGGAGACUCUGGUGUAUAAGGGUACAGGAGUGGUUUGCCAAGCGGUACGGAGGAUUCUUCGCAACUCCUCGCAGGAACCUCCCAUAUCGCAGAGUUGUAUCCUGGAGGUGUCCGAUCAAGGCCUUCGGAUGGUCGAUAGAAGUAAGCCGCGGAAAAGUCAGGGUCCCUGUCACGACUAUUUCUAUUCGCUGAAGAAUGUAUCGUUCUGCGCGUUUCACCCUCGCGAUCAUCGCUACCUCGGCUUCAUCACGAAGCACCCCACUCUGCAAAGAUUCGCUUGCCACGUGUUCAUCGGUCAGGAAUCCACGAGACCUGUCGCCGAAGCCGUCGGACGCGCUUUUCAUCGGUUCUACACGAAAUUCAUCGAGACUGCUUUCCCGAUAGAGGACAUCUACAUUGAAUAAAUUGCUCUCGGCCUGACGUAUAGUGGCUGCGGAGAAAAUGAUAAAAUCUCACUUCCCCAUCCUUCCCCUGUACAUAUAUAUUGCCCGCUAGUUGUAGAUAUAAAAUAAUAAACGCGAAUCAAACACCCAAUUUAUACAUAUAUUGAACAUAUGUAUAUCUAUGUGUACUGGGCGUUUUCUCGGGAUAAGCGUCACGACGGGACCGAUUCUCCGUUAACAUUUCGUUCUCUCGUAACUUUCCUUCCGUUCGUCGCUCAUCGCCAAUUUUGUCCCGACUCAUGCGUGCAAUCCAGUACGAUUCUAUGCGAUUUUUACGUAUUCACCGAAGCGAAAUGAGAGGGAAUUAUAGCAAAAUCAUCUUGGGUUCUCGUUUUGAAUAUCGCAAAAAUGGCUGAAGCCAUUUUUUACAUUGAAUUCAAGUUUGUUUUAGCUUCUUUUGCGCGUCACAUAUGAUUUCGAAGUUCCUUUAACGUCUGGAUAGAACGUAAUAGUCGUGCACGAAGAGUUCGUUAAAGACCCCUAAUAAGCAGAUUUAAUAAUCGAUAGCGAGAACGAGUUAAUCCCUAAAACCCCGACUAAGAUAAUCCACUUAGUGACGUAUAGAAAAAAGAAGGAACGACAAUAGCGUUGGAUCAUCGGAGUUUAGCGAAAAAAAGAAGUCAUAGCAGAGGUUGAAUAAUUGUUUUCUUUCUAAGUGGCGCUUAACUUUCAGCUGUUGCGCAACUAUGAGAUUUCUCCAGUCUAGAACGACAAAAGUCUUGGUUUGAUUGUGUGUAAAUAUAGGUGCAACGUUUGAUGGCAAAGUCUAAAAUUCAUUUGUUCAUUUGAUAUAGCUCGAAAGCUUUACCUGAGUAUUUCAGGAAAGUUAAUGCAAUUAACAAGAGAAUAUUCUAAUUUAAGGCGAUAUAUUGACAUUAAAAGAUAGUAGAAGUUGACAUCAAUUGCACGGAGAGAGUAUAUUAUAGUUUUUUUAUAUAAGUUCUUUCCAAUUUUAUUAUGUUCCCAGUAGUGUAGGGAUAGAGUCAGUCAUCUUGCUAAGGAACGUAGCAAAUUUCUUUAGAAACAUAAUUUUCUUAACAGCACACUUUACUUCUUGAAGUAUAAAUACCACAUGUGAAAUGAAAAGAUAAUAAAUUAUUGCAGAAUAUCGAUCCAUUUCUCAGUUGCAAAAUUCUAUAUGCAUAAGCAAUAAACAUUCUUGUUUCGAAAAUAUCUAAUUUUAUUAAAUAAUUUUUAUUUUUGUUUUUUAAAUGCGAUUAUGUAAACAAAUUUUUUUAUAUCAUGUGAUUAUAUAAAACAAAAAAAAAAGUUAUCUGCAUCAAUAUAUUUUAUAUAAUUCAACGGAAAAAAAUCUUAUUAUUAAAAAAUAAUUUUUUACAUGAAUGAAAAGCACAAAGUAUUAGAUUGAGAAUAUGAUGUUUUUAUAAAUGUUGGAAGAAGAUGUUAUAUAUAUUGUCAAAAUAAUCAUAUUGUACU
This is a messenger RNA of Odontomachus brunneus, 3156 nucleotides long. It is a transcript of the gene Aplip1, whose product is annotated as JNK-interacting protein 1. Gene Ontology annotation, cellular component: cytoplasm. Gene Ontology annotation, biological process: regulation of JNK cascade. Bases 169 to 1680 code for a protein of 503 amino acids. The record is from RefSeq and is a predicted model, not a curated record. Lineage: Eukaryota; Metazoa; Arthropoda; Insecta; Hymenoptera; Formicidae. Gene Ontology annotation, molecular function: protein binding. The transcript has 8 exons.